AUGUAUAUUCAGGCACCCGUGAGUCGACUGCGCUGCCUACUCUGGGGACAUGGCAAGUUGUCGGUUCCCCUGCACCACAGACUCCAUGCAACGAUCUCGGAGCCCCGGGAGCAGAGCACCGGCUCGGCCAGCAUCUCGGAGCGACAGCCAAAGACAGAUCAGAAGGGUGUGACGUACACCGCCCUCGAGGGCAAUGCAUUUGUGUUGGAGUUCCGCAAGACUGGGACGCGGGUCCUCGUGGACCCAUGGCUGAUCGGGCCCCUGGACUUUGGGGGCGGGUCCCACCUCCUGUACCAGGGCACGAAACGGGCGCUGCGCUUCACGGAGGCCAGUGCGAUAGAGCUGGCCAGGAGCUGCGACCUUAUCCUCAUCACCCAGUCCAUCAACGACCACUGCCAUAAACCCACGCUGGCGGUGCUGCCCCGCGACAUACCUGUGGUGGCCGCUCCGGGGGCGGCCACUAUAGUUCAGGGCAUGGGUUACACAUCGGUGCAGGCCUGUGACCAUGGCCAGUCUGUGGAGGCUGCCGGGGGGAGGCUGAGCAUCAAGGCCUCGCAGGGCGCGCUGACCGGGCCGCCCUGGGCAAAAAGACAGAAUGGGUACCGCUUGGUGGAGAACACCGAGCAAGGAGCGCGCGUCUACUACGAGCCCCAUGCCGAUUUCGUUCAGGACUCGGUGUCGGAGCUGGGCAAGGUGGAUGUGGUCAUCACGCCGCCCACCACCAUCUCCCUCGUGGGGUACCGGGUGGUCCACGGUGGCAGCCCCCAGAACCUGAAGCUGCUGACCAUGCUGGCGCCAGACGCAGUGAUCGCGCUGAAGAAUGCCGACUUUGAGGAGAAGGGGCCCCUGGCGUCCUACACGAAGCAGGGGGAUGUGGCCACCAUGCGGGUGGACAUGGCCAAGAUCGGGGCGCUGGCCGACACCCAGCUGUACGAGCCAGAGCCGGGGCAGCCAAUACAUGUCAUGCUCUAG
Molecule: messenger RNA, 972 nt
Organism: Auxenochlorella protothecoides
Lineage: Eukaryota; Viridiplantae; Chlorophyta; Trebouxiophyceae; Chlorellales; Chlorellaceae
Exons: 5
Coding region: 1-972 (323 amino acids)
Source: RefSeq, a predicted model, not a curated record